Molecule: messenger RNA, 519 nt
Organism: Colletotrichum fioriniae
Lineage: Eukaryota; Fungi; Ascomycota; Sordariomycetes; Glomerellales; Glomerellaceae
Source: RefSeq, a predicted model, not a curated record
AUGCUCAUUCCGCUGGUCAACAUUGGCAUGGCUAUGUUGCCUCUGCUCCGAUCGGCCGACGAUCUUUCCGACAUUCCCCUAACGCCAGCUCAGCGCCAACUUCUUGGACUGCCGCCCAGUUCUGCAGCAGCCACGCCCGAUGCUGUUUACAGCACCCCGCCACGUUACUCGCGAACACCUUCGCUGGCAGGUUCACCUGCAAGCAACCGAAGCUUCUCUGGCUCCCCCCUUUCCGGCAGAGGCAGCCCGGCUCUUGGGAGCUCCUUUAAUGGAAACGGACAAUCCUACUCUCCUUCGCCCCUUCACAACAGCCCUUCCAAGUUCUCGGCCAGCUUGAACAGCAACCGGAGAUCAUCCUUCGGCUCUUCUACGAACCUGGGAGCGAGCACUGCAUCUUCCCUCUUCCCUGAUCCGGGAACGCCAAGCCCCUCUGCCGGAAAGCGCACCAGCGUGGGACUGAACAACAAGUGGCUUUACGAGAGAGGGAGGAGAUCGUCAGGCGGUACCUGGAUGCACUAG